CGAUAUUCACUCUCCACCAUGGCUGCUCCUAGUACUUUAUAACUUUUACUCAAUUGUUGCUGCAGUUGCACGUCACGAAACACACACUGAGUGCCAAUUUCAAUAACCUCCAGUGCAAAAACAAAAUGCAUCCUCCAGCAUCCUGAGUUCCCGCCUUCGGCGGUUAGCAGACCAGAAGUAGCAGCACAUGCACAGCAGCUGUGGCUGCCUCCCUGCUUUAUUCCCUCGUGCUGCGGCGCUUACCGUGAUUAUUCUGGCCCUUCAGCAUGGAAUGGGUGCGGGGGCAUGAAGAGGAUCUCAUCAACGGUCCGGAGGCGGAGGGACUCAAACAAGCGCGCACGAAUCGUCUCAUUGCUCUGAAUAUUUGCGACGAGGAGGCGACGUGGACUGACUUGAAAGACUUCAUCGGCUGCAUCACGCAGGCAGCACCCACUUACGUCAACAUCUACCAAGGGCACGGCAAAAAAUGGGCCGUCCUCGAGUUUCAGACGCUCAGGCACGCACAGUUAGCAAUACAACUGGUGAACGGGCAACUCUUCCGGGGAAGCACAUUGUACCUGCGGCAAGAUCGGGAGGAUCGCACGCUCGAGGCAUCCUGCAAGUGCUGUUUAUCAAAUGCAAAUCUGUCUGGGUCUGGAAAGUUGGAACUUGCGAUGCGACCUUUUGAUCUCAACAUAAAAGCUGUAUUGCAUGAAAAGCCAAAGUAGAGGUCCAGUUUUUGUUACGCGGAGAGAUGAGCAUUUGUCAUGCUGUAUGAGCAUCAGAGAGCCGUCGCAGAAUCUGUGAUACUAGAACACAUGCAUCACAGACAUCGCCGGUCUUGGAAAACCAAAAUCGGCAUGUUGACGAAUCUCGCAUUCAUCUUCCAGACCCACACUUAUUUGGCCCUGAUAUUGUUGCGAACCACGCAAUAACACCGUCGUAGGAGAAUGGUGGGG
Messenger RNA from Amoebophrya sp. A120, 938 nucleotides. The record is from the annotation of a GenBank genome assembly. Lineage: Eukaryota; Dinophyceae; Syndiniales; Amoebophryaceae.